Talpa occidentalis (Iberian mole) is the source of this 1940-nucleotide messenger RNA. RefSeq names its product carbohydrate sulfotransferase 14 (gene CHST14). The transcript has a single exon. The record is from RefSeq and is a predicted model, not a curated record. Bases 29 to 1159 code for a protein of 376 amino acids. Gene Ontology annotation, cellular component: membrane. Gene Ontology annotation, biological process: carbohydrate biosynthetic process; dermatan sulfate proteoglycan metabolic process. Gene Ontology annotation, molecular function: sulfotransferase activity. Lineage: Eukaryota; Metazoa; Chordata; Mammalia; Eulipotyphla; Talpidae.
GCCGCGGAGGCCCCCGCUCGGGAGCACCAUGUUGCCCCGCCCGCUGACCCCGCUGGCGGCCCCAAAUGGCGCCGAGUCCCUGGGCCGGGCGCUGAGGCGGGCUCCCCUGGGCAGGGCCCGGGCCGGGCUGGGGGGGCCGCCCCUGCUGCUGCCGUCCAUGCUGAUGUUCGCGGUCAUCGUGGCCUCCAGCGGGCUGCUGCUCAUGAUCGAGCGGGGCAUCCUGGCGGAGAUGAAGCCGCUGCCCCUGCACCCUCCCCACCGCGAGGGCGCAGCCUGGCGUGGGCCCGCCCCCAGGCCUGGGGGACUGCCCCUGGAUGCCGGGGACGCGGACGUGCAGGUGAGGCAGGACGUCCGGAACCGGACCCUCCGGGCGGUGUGCGGGCAGCCGGGGAUGCCCCGGGACCCCUGGGACUUGCCGGUGGGGCAGCGGCGCACCCUGCUGCGCCACAUCCUCGUGAGCGACCGCUACCGCUUCCUCUACUGCUACGUGCCCAAGGUGGCCUGCUCCAACUGGAAGCGGGUGCUGAAGGUGCUGGCGGGAGUGCUGGACAGCGUGGACGUGCGUCUCAAGAUGGACCACCGCAGUGACCUGGUGUUCCUGGCCGAUCUGCGGCCGGAGGAGAUUCGCUACCGCCUGCAGCACUACUUCAAGUUCCUGUUCGUGAGGGAUCCUUUGGAACGCCUGCUCUCUGCUUACCGCAACAAAUUUGGCGAGAUCCGAGAGUACCAGCAGCGCUACGGGGCAGAGAUCGUCAGAAGGUACCGGGCUGGAGCGGGUCCCAGCCCCGCAGGGGACGAUGUCACCUUCCCGGAGUUCCUGAGAUACCUGGUGGACGAGGACCCUGAGCGCAUGAACGAGCACUGGAUGCCAGUGUACAACCUGUGCCAGCCUUGUGCAGUGCACUACGACUUUGUGGGUUCCUACGAGAGGCUGGAGGCUGAUGCCAACCAGGUGCUCGAGUGGGUACGGGCACCACCUCAGGUGCGGUUCCCCGCUCGCCAGGCUUGGUACCGGCCAGCAAGUCCCGAAAACCUACACUAUCACCUGUGCAGUACCCCUCGGACCCUGCUGCAGGACGUGCUGCCGAAGUAUAUCCUGGACUUCUCCCUCUUUGCCUACCCACUGCCUAAUGUCACCAGGGAGGCCUGUCACCAGUGACCAUGAGUAUGGACCAGCAGCUGCUGGGGACUCAUUUUGACAAGGCCAGCUUUUUGUGCUAACACCUGCCCUUCAGAGAAACUCUGGCUCUGGGGCCUGGGGCUUCUCCAGAUAUCAAGGCACUGCCCUCAGAAGUUCCUUGUGGGUGCUUACAGUGGCUCAGAGAACAGGACUGGACAGGAGGCCUGGUACUCCCCACUGGGGAGGGCACCGUGAUCCUUCUUGCCCAGACAGGGCCAGAUACCAGUUGGCCAUAAAGCGCCAUAUCUGUUUUAAAGACUGGCUCCAGGUCUUCUGCAGCAGGGAUUACAUGGUCCAUUAAUUUAACCUGUGGCCAAAUGCAGAUGGGGCACCAAUCAGGUGCACAGAGGGUGUGAAGUUGUGUGUGUAUCUUUGAUCCCAUUCAUUCACACGUCAUGUGCCUCAGGGCUGGAGUCGGCAGUCGAGCCUUAGGAAUGAUGUGCCUUCUGCUUAAGACUCAGAUUUUCCUGUUCGUAUCAGAUUUUUUCUGUUUUUCCAAGGAAAGGAAAACUGAGUCGGGGCCCUUGCUUGGUUGCUCCAGCAGGCCCUGGCCCAACAGACAUCCAAAGAUCCUUGUACCCAGCCUCUUCUGGGUUCCUCUGGGAACCUGCUCUCCCCCCACCCCAAGGUUGAGACUGGCUGCUGUAGCUGGCUGCCACUGCUCUGACGCACAUCUAUUUAAAAUUUGUACUUUUUGAUAGAACCUUUACAAAGUCUUUUUUUCCUAAUGCUGAAUUUUUAAUAAAGCUGUUUUGUAUAC